AUGGCGAUAAUUGGCGUCCUGUCAACUUGGCGGAUAAUAUGCGAAGCGCUUAACGCCAUCCAAGUUGGGCAUGAUGAUGUCCAUCAGAAUGACAUCGUACUUGAUCCCUUCCUGUACCUUAUUAAUCACCCCAAGACCGCCCGUCACAACGUCAAAGAUGCAUUCGGAGCUUUCGAGCCACUUCGAAUAGAUCCGGCAACACGUUGGGUCAUCUUCAGCCAGGAGAAUACGUGUCGGUCGUUUCCACAAAGAAGGAUGAUCUUGACCCUCACUAUCCCCGGUUACGAGGGUCCGGGUUGGCUCGGUGCGAUCGACAUCAUUGCCGCGGACCUGAAAGAAACACUUGUCGGCCAGUUCAAGAUCACCGCGACUCAGAUCCCUCGCUGA
This is a messenger RNA of Cladophialophora bantiana CBS 173.52, 387 nucleotides long. RefSeq lists its product as uncharacterized. The coding region runs from base 1 to 387 and encodes 128 amino acids. The record is from RefSeq and is a predicted model, not a curated record. NCBI's taxonomy places the organism in Eukaryota, Fungi, Ascomycota, Eurotiomycetes, Chaetothyriales, Herpotrichiellaceae. The transcript has a single exon.